Molecule: messenger RNA, 2817 nt
Organism: Myotis davidii
Lineage: Eukaryota; Metazoa; Chordata; Mammalia; Chiroptera; Vespertilionidae
Gene: IL22RA1
Product: interleukin 22 receptor subunit alpha 1
Exons: 7
Coding region: 87-1790 (567 amino acids)
Molecular function (GO): protein binding
Source: RefSeq, a predicted model, not a curated record
AAGGCGGCAAAGCUUCCCAGCCUCCCUCGCCCGCCCGGCGCUUGGCCUGGAGGGGAGGCCAAGAGGGUUGUGUGCCCAGUGGCCCGAUGAGGACGCUACUGACCAUCCUGGCUGCGGGAUCCCUGGCGGCUCGCAUUGCCGAGGACACCUCGGAUCUGCUUCAGCACGUGACAUUCCAGUCCAGCAACUUCGAAAACAUCCUGACCUGGGACAGCGGGCUGGAGAGCGCCCCAGACACGGUCUACAGCGUCGAGUAUAAGACGUACGGAGAGGUAGGGUGGCUGGCAAAGAAGGGCUGCCAGCGGAUCCCCCGGAAAUUCUGCAACCUGACCACAGAGACGGGCAGCCUUGAGAAGCUCUACUACGCCAGGGUGACCGCCACCAGCGCGGGAGGCCGGUCAGCCACCAAGAUGACCGACCGGUUCAGCCCUCGGCAACACACUACCAUCAAGCCACCUGAUGUGACCUGUAUCCCCGCGGUGAGAUCCAUCCAGAUGAUAGUCCAUCCCACCUCCACGCCCGUCCAGGCCGAGGAUGGCCACCGGCUGACCCUGGAGGACAUCUUCCAUGACCUGUUCUACCGCUUAGACCUCCACAUCAACCAAACCUACCAAAUGCACCUUGGAGGCAAGCAGAGAGAAUACGAGUUCAUUGGCCUGACCCCUGACACGGAGUUCCUUGGGACCAUCACAAUUUUUGUUCCAACCUACUCCAAAGAGAGUGCCCCCUAUACGUGCCGCGUGAGGACACUGCCAGACCGGACAUGGACCUACUCCUUCUCCGGGGCCUUCCUGUUCUCCAUGGGCUUCCUGGUCGCAGGGCUCUGUUACCUGAGCUACAGAUACAUCACCAAGCCGCCUAAGCCUCCCCACUCCCUGGAUGUCCAGCGUGUACUGACCUUCCAGCCCCUGCGGUUCAUCCAGGAGCACGUGCUGAUCCCCGUCCUGGACCUCAGCGGCCCCAGCAGCCUGGCCCAGCCUGUCCAGUACUCCCAAGUCAUGGUCUCUGCGCCCAAGGAGCCCCCGGGAGCCCUCCCGCUGCACAGCCGGUCUGAGAUCACCUACCUCGGGCAGCCGGACCUCUCCAUCCUGCAGCCCUCCCGGUCGGCGCCUCCCCAGGCGGGCUCCCCGCCGUCCUACACUCCCCAGGCUGCCCCUGAGGCCGGGCCCCCAGCCUACACACCUCAAGUCACCCCCGAGGCUAAAGCCCCAUCCUACACUCCACAAGCCAUCUCUUCCUACGCCCCCCAGGCCACUCUGGACAGCUGUCCCCCAUCCUAUGGGCUGUGCAUGGGAGGGUCUGGCAAAGACUCCCCUCCGAGGACACCCUCUGGUCCCAGACCCCUCAGGACUGAGGAUCAGCUCCAGAAAAAGCCACCAGCCGCUGACCUCUCCCUGCAGGGGUUGGCUUCCGGGGCCACCGAGGAACCCCAAGAGGCCAAGCCCUUCCCCCAGCACCUGUGCGUUGACCCGGACAGAGCACCCGACACGACUGUGCUGCACAAGGGGGAGCCAGGGACACCGGGGUACCUGAAGGGCCAGCUGCCCCUCCUCUCCUCUGUCCAGAUUGAGGGCCACCCGGGGUCCCUCCCUCUGCACACUCCUUCCCUCCCAUGUUGUCCCAUGGACCAGGGUUCAUGCCCCGGGGGGCUGCUGGAGUCCCUCGUGUGUCCUAAGGAUGAUGGUCCCGGGUUCGAGCCUGAGGCCCCUGGGGACUCAGCCCUGGAGCAGCCCACAGAGCUGGACUCCCUCUUCAGAGGCCUGGCCCUGACCGUGCGGUGGGAGUCCUGAGUGGACGGCAGAACGGCCUGGGGCUUCCCCCUCACCCCCAGCCCUACCUCACAUCCGCUGCUGUCACUCCCAACCCACCAUGCCAUGCACACAGCCCACCCGCCUCAGUGGGGGCCCUGCGGGAACCAGAGGAGGGCGGGUGGCGCCAGGCCUUGCCAGGGCGGGAGCAGGGAGACAGGAUUGGGACAUCAGAUGGGGAGUGAUGGGCACGCAUCCUGUGCCAAUGAGUGUGUGCCAAUGAGUGCGUGCGCAGAGCUCUGCAGGGAAGGCGGGGACCGUCAGUGCGGGGAGGUAACUAACGCACGGGGACUUCCAAGGCUGGGGCCCAGCUCCUAAUACGCGGGGCACAAGGUUCUCUAGGAGCCUAGUCUCCGCGCCCCGCUCCUGGCCAGUUUCAUAAUCUAGCUCCACAGAGAGGGAGGUCUGCCUCCUCUGUGACUCCCCAGGUGAGAGAAGGAGCCGGGAAAAGGAUGCCCCGUAGCAGGCUGGGCAGAACCACAGCCACCUGCGCUUCUGCCGAGGUGAGAAGCAGCGCCAUGGACAGACUCCAGGGAGGGGUGCGGCCUGGGGCUCAUUCCCAACCAGGGCUGCUGCCCAAAGUCGAAGUCGCAGCAUUCCAACUCCACUCCUCAGCUGGAGGCUGCGCCCCCAGGGAAAUGCAGGUCCACCAGGGAGGGAGGGCCUUUCCGUGGAGGGAGUUUCAGUCCCCAUCCUGAGAGCAGGGUUUGGAAGGAAAUGGGCCCACGUGGCCCCUGAAGGAGACACAACCAACACCAGCACUGACUUCACGACUUUGGAAACUCAGCCGUGGGUUCAGCCCAUCUGGGUGCAAAUUCCAGCCUCACCACCUACCACCCGUGUGACUUCAACCAAAUGAAUCAGCGCUCAGAACCGCAGUUUCCUCCUUGGUAAAUGGGUGUGGGAACCCCUACCUCGCGGGGUAGUGGUGAGGGUGAAAUCAAACAACGUCUGUAAAGUGUGUGAGAGUGUCUGGCUCAGGGCAGUGCCCAAUAAAUGGUAGCUACUU